AUGGGCAAAGGAUCUCGCUCUGCAGUGCAGGCUUCACCUGUCAGCCUCAAGGCCACCCCGCUCUCCUCACAGCACCACGCAAAGUUCCAGGAGGGCCUCUCUGUCAAGGAACCCAAGGAGAAGCUUCACUGGAAGGGCUUCUCCUCUUCGGCCAAGAACCGUGCUCUCUUUAAGACCUCGUACGACGACAUCAUGGAAGAGCCUCCUUACUUUUAUCUGAUCACCACCUACCUUUCCUACAUCAUCCUCUCUUUCUUUGGCCACGUCCGUGACUUUUACGGUUUCCGAUGGAACAAGAAGGCCUUUGCCCAUGUUAUGCCUUCCAACGGAUAUGCUGCUCUCACCUCCGACUGGGACUCGUUUUGGACUAGAAACUUGAAGAUGCGUAUCGAGGAUUGCUUCUCGAUCCCCACCACCCUCGUGCCCGGCAGAACCAUCAACAUGUUGGAGCGUGUCACCAAGGACUACUGCCGCACCUUCCAGUUCACAGGAAAGCUCAAGGAGGCCGUCAACCUGUCCUCCUACAAUUAUCUCGGUUUCGCUCAGUCGACUGGUCCCUGCGCGGAUGCCGUCGAAGAGGUCGUUCACACCUAUGGUUUAUCUUCUUGCGGAACCCGUCUUGAGGGUGGAUCGUCCGAUUUGCACACAAAGACCGAGGAGCUCGUUGCCGAGUUUGUGGGCAAGGAGGCCGCUCUCCUUGUCUCCAUGGGUUAUGCCACCAACAGUACUACCAUUGCCGGUCUCGCCUCCAAGGGCUCUCUCAUCAUCUCCGAUGAGCUCAACCACAACUCUCUUGUCUUUGGUGCCCGUCUCUCUGGCGCCUUUAUCCGUGUCUUCAGGCACAACGAUGCCGCCGAUCUCGAGUCUGUCCUCCGCGAUGCCAUCUCGCAGGGUCAGCCCAGAACUCACCGUCCCUGGAAGAACAUCUUGGUCAUUGUCGAGGGUCUUUACUCCAUGGAGGGUUCCAUUGUCAAGCUCCCUGAGAUCGUCGAGCUCAAGAAGAAGUAUAAGUUCCAUUUGUAUGUUGACGAGGCCCACUCUGUUGGUGCCAUUGGACCCCGCGGACGUGGUGUGUGUGAUUACUAUGGCGUUGACCCCGCUGAGGUCGAUAUUUUGAUGGGUACCUUCACAAAGUCGUUCGGUGCUUCUGGUGGAUACAUUAGCGCCAACAAGGAGAUCAUCGACCACUUGCGUCUUGCCAACCACUCUUCGGUCUAUGGAGAGUCCAUUUCGCCCAUUGUCCUUCAGCAAAUCUAUACUAGUAUGUGGUCGAUCAUGGGCCGUGAUGGCACCAGUGCUGGCCAGGAGCGUUUGAGCCGUCUUGCAUGGAACGCCCGUUACCUCGGCAGCAACUUGCGCAAGAUGGGAUUCAUCAUCUAUGGUGACCGUGACUCUCCCGUCAUCCCCCUUCUUCUCUUCAACCCCGCCAAGAUCCCCGCCUUCUCGCGUGAAUGUCGCAAGAGGGAUCUUGCCGUAGUUGUUGUUGGUUUCCCUGCCACAUCGAUUGUUGCCUCCCGUGCUCGUUUCUGUGUGUCGGCCUCGCACACCAAGGAGGACUUGGACUUUGUCCUCCGCGUUGUCUCUGAGGUCGGUGAUAUUUUGGGAUUGAAGAUGAGCAGCCGUCAGGCCUUGGAGAUGGGCAUGGAGGUUUAA
Messenger RNA from Linnemannia hyalina, 1653 nucleotides. Lineage: Eukaryota; Fungi; Mortierellomycota; Mortierellomycetes; Mortierellales; Mortierellaceae. The record is from the annotation of a GenBank genome assembly.